Phacochoerus africanus (Common warthog) is the source of this 4484-nucleotide messenger RNA. RefSeq names its product zinc finger protein 674 (gene ZNF674). Gene Ontology annotation, biological process: negative regulation of transcription by RNA polymerase II. Gene Ontology annotation, cellular component: nucleus. The coding region runs from base 1484 to 3184 and encodes 566 amino acids. NCBI's taxonomy places the organism in Eukaryota, Metazoa, Chordata, Mammalia, Artiodactyla, Suidae. The record is from RefSeq and is a predicted model, not a curated record. Gene Ontology annotation, molecular function: DNA-binding transcription repressor activity, RNA polymerase II-specific; RNA polymerase II cis-regulatory region sequence-specific DNA binding. The transcript is spliced from 8 exons.
CCCCGCCCCCAAGAUGGCCGCGCCCAUAUGCCGCUGUGGACCGCCGCAGCUGCUACUGCCGGUUUUCUGAGUAUCUAAAGAAAGACUUUUGGGGGACGGAGGGGGAACCUGGCCCCCAGGGAACGCAGCGAUAAGGAGUCCAGCCGCGCAGGAGAAUGAAUUUGGGAAGCUGGCUUCGGAGGCGGCGGGCCCGUGUCUCUUCUACAGUCCGCGAGGAGCCCGCUCAUCUCCUGCCGCCUGAGGCGCCUCCCCAGCCUUUUCUCUACUUGUCACGGAAAAUGGUCGCACGCUGUUGUCGCCCCAUCUAGCCGCAGAGUGUGCUACGUCAGAACCACUGUCCCCGGAUGGCGCCAUGUUACCCUUUGGCAACAUGUUGCCCCGCCUUCCCCAAUGCUACCGCGCGUGCGCCGAACUCAGACCUUCUGUUCUCGCGCCUCUAGGAGGGAAGUGCUCUUCCGACGCCCAAGGCGGUGCGAGUUGACGCUGGCCGUAGUUAUCUGCCGUGAGACUUCGGGUUCCCGGGUCAGGGUUCAUAACAGAUCACAACUCACCAGCUUCACAUGCCAUCUGAUCUACCAUGGGCUUCCUUAGUUAAGUCUGCAGAAGACCCAGUCUGAGACCUCCGAAGAGGAAUAUUACCAAAACUGAGAAAAUGCAAGUAGACAGAAGAGGAAAGGUGACGCCAGCCCUCGAAGGCAAGCAGUGUCAGCAUUUUCAUAACCGUCCUUCCUCAGCACACGCGUGUUGCUUAGCAAAGGAGAUCCUGCUGCCCUUGCUUUCCUGUGAACUGCUUUGAAAUAGGUUAAGAAAUGAGAACAGGAUUUUCACUUUUUUUUUCCCCCCAUGGCCACAGUCGCGGCACGUGGAACAGGGAUUGAACCCGAGCCACAGCUGUGGAGCUGCGGCACUGCCUGAUCCUUGAACCCGCUGCACAGGGUCGGGCCUCAAACCCACGCCUCCACAGCGCCCCGAGCCGCUGCAGUCAGGGUCGUGACCCACUGUGCCACAGCGGGAACUCCUCCAUUGCAUUUCCCAAGCCCAUGUAGCAUUUCCCAUGUUAUGUGUCUUAGUUUUGGGCCGAGUCCCAUUUUGCUAGAGGUUUAGUUGCUUCCAGAUUGGUGAAUAGUUAACAAACCCGUGCCCACUUAUGGCUGCUUUUCGAUGAUAAAUUUCCAGGCAUAAAAUUCUCGAGGGAAAGGAGGCAUCAGGUUGUUAACGGCUUCUGAUUAGGUGUCUCUAAAUACAAGUCACACGUCUGUCCAGCAAGAGAAAAUAAAUUCAUGUGCAAAGCUCCCAGGGGAACAGGCGGCAGCUACCGGGCAGUUUCCAGGUCCUCCCCGGGGCCCGGGUGAUGGCGGUUAGGCUGGGGACGUGGCCUCACAGCCAUGUGCACUGAUGCCCACCCUCCUGCUUCUUCUGCCUCCGUAGAUCGUCAUCCUUUGCGUGGGUGGAACGGGUUGGCCAUGUCCCAGGCUUUCGUGAGAUGAAAAGGCACCCAAUUCAUUUUGUGAAGCUCCUUAGCUUUGAAUUUGAUAAAGAUUCCACAAGAAAGGCAAUUAUAGAUCAGCGUUGCUUGAGAAUACGGAUGCUGGAGUUCCCGUUGUGGCUCAGCCGGUUAAGACCUGACAUAGUGUCUGAAACGUCAGCCUUCAGGGACGUGUUUGUGAACUUCACCUUGGAGGAGUGGCAGCAGCUGGAUGCCGCUCAGAAGACCCUCUACAGGGAUGUCACGCUGGAGAACUACAGCCACCUGCUCUCCGUGGGAUACCUCGUGGCCCAGCCAGAGGGGAUCUUCAGCUUGGGACAAGCAGAGGGGGCCGGGAAGGCAGACGGAGAAGCCCCAACGCGGAGCGGACCAGAAUUCUGGCAAGCUGAUGACCAGAUAGAUAACUACAAAGAACGCCAAGACAAACCUCUGUGGCAGACUGCAUCCAAAGGCAAUGAAACACUGAAGGAUGGAAAUGGCCAAGAAUUCAGAACGUGCAGAAAAAUCACUUAUCCAGCUCAACCUGGAGAGAAAAUCUUUGAGCCUAAUCAACACGGAAAAGCCCUCUACCAUAAGCAAGCCCUUAAUAAAAGUCCACAAACUCAAACUGGUGAGAAACUCUAUAAGUGUUCUGAAUGUGGAAAAGUGUUUAUCCAGAAAGCAAACCUUGUUGUACACCAGAGAACUCACACCGGAGAGAAACCUUAUGAAUGCUGUGAAUGCACAAAAACCUUUAGCCAGAAAUCAACCCUCAUUGCACACCAGAGAACUCAUACAGGGGAGAAGCCCUAUGAAUGUAACGAAUGUGGGAAAACAUUUAUCCAGAAGUCAACUCUGACUAAACAUCAGCGAACUCAUACAGGAGAGAAACCGUUUGCAUGUGGUGAAUGUGCAAAAGCUUUUAAGAGUUCAUAUCACCUUAUUAGACAUGAAAAAACACACAUUAGGCAAGCAUUUUAUGAAGGUAUCAAAUGUGCUAAGUCCAGCCUUAUACAUCAAAGGACUCAUAUGGGUGAGAAACCUGAGUGCAAUAAACAUGGGAAAGCUUUUGAUGAGACACCUACCCCCACUAAACAUCAGAGAACUCAUGCAAGAGAGAAACCUUAUGAGUGCAAUACAUGUGGAAGAGACUUCAGGAGAAAGUCACACCUUUCUGUUCACCAGAGAAUUCAUACAGGAGAGAAACCCUAUGAAUGCAGCAUAUGUGGAAAGACUUUCAGUGGAAAAUCACAUCUCUAUGUCCACCAUAGAACUCAUACAGGAGAGAAACCUUAUGAAUGCAGACGAUGUGGAAAAGCAUUUGGCGAGAAGUCAACCCUUACUGUACAUCAGAGAACGCAUACAGGAGAAAAACCCUAUCAGUGCAAUGAAUGUGGGAAAGCCUUCAGUGAAAAGUCACCACUGAUUAAACAUCAGAGAAUUCAUACAGGAGAGAGACCCUAUGAAUGCAGUGACUGUAGGAAAGCAUUCAGUAGGAAGUCAACUCUCAUCAAGCACCAGCGAAUUCAUACAGGAGAAAAACCCUACGAAUGUAGUGAAUGUGGGAAGGCCUUCAGUGUGAAAUCAGCUCUCAUUGUACAUCACAGAACUCAUACAGGAGAGAAACCUUAUGAAUGCAGAGAAUGUGGCAAAGCCUUCAGUGGAAAGUCAACUCUAAUUAAACAUCAAAAAAGUCACCCAGGAGAUAAAACCUAUUAAUAUACUUCAGAGUGAGAUAAUUUACUAAUUAUACCUCAUUAUAUAUAUCAAUUCAUCCUGGGUAGUAACCUUAUAAAUAUUAAGAAUGUCAAAAACUCUUCACAAACUAUCUAAUGUUCAUUUAACUUAAACAGCCCAAAAGCAUAAUUCCAGAAGCAUAUAAUAAAUGCGAUCAAUUUUUCACCCAGAAUCCGUACACACGAGUGGAGAACUGUACCUCAGAGAAUUCAAAAGUGGCAAAAUUAUGAAUAUAUUGAUGUGGGAAAGACUUUAGAAAGAAUUUAAAUGUCAUUGCCUGUUAUUUACGCUGCGGGAACAACUUAAGAACUUAAUGAGUUGAGAAAACUGUUAGAAAUUAUGAGAGAAAUAUAUUCCAUAUUCUAUACCAUGCAUUUUGCGGGAACGGUACAGAGGUUUCAGACAAGCACUCAGUCAUAACAUUAAGCUAUGUUCAUUGUGGAGUACAGUAUGACAUUUCUGAAAGAACAAUAAAAAGCAUAAGAUUUUUCAUUCUAAUGAGGGCAAAAUCCCAGUUUAUUUCUUAAACGGAAAAACUGUUCCCUUAGGUGGUGUGAGGGAGGCUGAAUCGUCAUGAUUCCUGAAACAGAGGAGCUCAAACAGGAGAUCUUACAGUUACUCAUCAACACCUUUAGGGCAGAAAUGCAAACCCUUUACAGAAAAGGCAUAUGGUAGCUUUGACACACCUCACUUAGGAAUGUGGCUUCCAAGUUAAUCUUUAAGAAUAAUCAUUUUCUGCCACAUUUUGUGAGUUAAUGAGAUUUUUAAUUUUCAGAUUGUCUCCCUUCAUGAAAUAUUAUUUAAACGAAAAUGAAAUUGAAUAUCGAAUAGUCAAUUGAGUAAAAACUGACAUAUCAGUAAGGUAGAAUAGUAUGCACCAACUAAAAAUUACCUUUUCUUAUGUUUUAGGAUUUGGGGAAAUGUUCAUGGUAAUUGACUACGUGAAAAAACAUUAUAAAAAAUGUACCACAUGAUUUACAUUGUAAAAAAAAAAUACAUCAAGGUUGGAUAUGCACCAUUAUAUCAGUGAUUCUGGGUGGCAGAGAGAUAGCAGUUUUAUGCUGAGUGAAAUUAUAUUCACAUACAAAUGUAUACAUAUAUAUUUAUUUUCUAUUUGUAUCUUUUAGGUGUUUGUGUAUAGGUAGAUACAUAGAACAAAAAGCUAGGAAGGAAAUACACCAAAUUAUUAAACAGAUUAUCCAGAUCAUCACUCGGGUGGUAGGACUAUUGAUUUUUUUGUAUGUAGUCUCUAGAAACUACCAAUAAAAUUAAUUGGUUUGUU